UAUCUCAGUACUACUGUGUCGUGUUGUGUACAUUUGAAUACGUGUGCUUGUUUGUACAGUCGUCAGCGGUAACGUGGACUGGCUGGAGACUCUCGGGGAUGGAAGUGGUUGCUGGCUCCUCUGUGAACGCACACCGUUGUUAUGGCGAUGUCAGAUCUUUGAUAAGAGCACAAGAUGGCGGAACUAGUGCCUCAAAGGAUUGGUUGCCAUGGCAACUUCUGGAUACUCAGAGGACCUUCAGCCUCAGCAGGCCAACUCGGUAACCUUAGCAACAACUGCUGCCACCACACCCUCGUCCACGAAGACGACACACUUCCUGUCCGAGAUCCCACCAACCUCUGGAACCACCGCAACAGCCAACCAAUCGUCCGGCGCCUCAAAAACCGGACAGGAUGCACUUUGUUCUCAAGCUCCGCCCACCCAGGCCCAGAGCCAGAAGGCACUGGUUCUGACCACUCCCACGCAGCACUAUGUGUCCCCCAACAUUCAGCACUCGACGGUCCAGAAAAGUAAUGGUCCGAGUGGUUCUCCUCAGUACAUCAUAGUCACAGUCACAGAGGGUUCCGUUCACUCCAAUGACAGUCUGUCGGACUCCAGCCCGUCAGGCCCUGGCGUUCCUACUCAGGUGGUCCAACCGGUGCAGACCACCGCACAGCAGAGGUCAGUGUUGCAGGCAGUGUCACAGGCAGCCAAGAGAAUUCAGACAGGCCACAUCAGCAACCUGCAGCCGGUGCUCAUUAACCAGGAGGUGGAGCAUGUGUACCCUGGCCAAGUGCAGUAUGUGGACGGAGGCGGAGAUGCAACCUUCACCACAUCCAACAUUCGAUCAAGCAACUACCCUUUCUCCGACUCGCCGCUCUACUCCCAGACCCCUCCCAUCUCCUCUUCCACUUACUAUGAGGAUACGCCCGGCUCUGAGUCCGACAUCAGCGGGGCUGUGACCUCAGUUUCUGUGGAAACAGGAGGAGCCAAUAGCGGUGCAGCUGCAGGGGGAUCGGGCUACCUCCUUCAGGGAAGUUAUGUGUUAGGAGGAGGAGGGGGAGCAUCAGCAGGUGGAGGAGGAGGAGGAGGACAGAGUUACACUAGCCCUAACUCUCGUGCCCCACCUGCUACUGUGCAGUGGCUGUGUGAUAACUACGAGGGGGCGGAGGGGGUUAGUUUACCUCGCUGUACCCUUUACUACCACUACCUGCUGCACUGCCAGGAGCAGAAACUAGAACCUGUUAAUGCUGCAUCCUUCGGGAAACUCAUCAGAUCCGUCUUCAUGGGGCUACGUACGAGAAGAUUAGGGACUAGAGGGAAUUCUAAGUACCACUACUACGGCCUGAGGAUUAAAUCUGGUUCCCCACUCCUCAGACUGAUGGAUGAGCAGCAGCACAUGGCGAUGAGGCAGCAGCCUUUUUCACAGAAAAACAGGAUAAAGCCAGCUCAGAAAACACAGGGGAUCACAAACGGUACAUCAGGUGGGACAGGUCAACAUCAGGCAGCGGGGCUCUGUGAUAUUUCAGCCCAGGUCCAACAGUAUCAGCAGUUUCUGGAGGCGUCAAGGCUGCUGCCAGUCUUUGUGGAUGUGGAUCUGCAAGACGGCCCCCUGCCUGAUGGGAUCCUAUUAGAACACCUCAAGGCCUUUCAGACCCUCUACAGAGAACACUGUGAGGCCGUUCUGGAUGUGAUGGUCAACCUUCAGUUCACUCUCGUGGAGACACUGUGGAAAUCCUUCUGGAGGUUCAGCCAGAGCAAUGACACCGAAUCUCUCAACCUGCACAAUGAGUCUGAGAAGCGACUGCCCAAGUCCUGCCUGGUGGUGCUGUGUAAGUUCGAGCCAGUGUUGCGCUGGACGAAGGAGUGCGACAACCUGCUGUAUCAGACUCUGGUGGAGAUCCUCAUCCCGGACGUACUGAGACCCAUCCCGAGUGCCUUAACUCAGGCCAUCCGUAACUUUGCCAAGAGUCUGGAGAAUUGGUUGACAGGUGCCAUGAUGGACAUUCCAGAGGAGAUGGUUCGCAUAAAGGUGGUGUGCGUCAGCUCUUUCUCCCAAACGCUGCGACGCUACACCAGCCUGAACCACCUGGCUCAGGCCGCCCGCGCCGUCCUCCAGAACUCAGCUCAGAUCAACCAGAUGCUCUCCGACCUCAACCGUGUGGAUUUCACCAAUGUACAGGAGCAGGCCUCCUGGGUGUGUCAGUGUGAUGACACUGUGGUCCAGAGGCUGGAGCAGGACUUUAAAAUGACUCUGCAGCAGCAGAACUCCCUGGAGCAGUGGGCUACCUGGCUGGAUAGUGUCGUCUCCCAAAUGUUAAAGCCGUACGAGCAGAAUCCUGUCGCCCUACCGAAGGCUGCAAAGAUCUUCCUGCUCAACUGGUCCUUCUACAGUUCUAUGGUCAUCCGAGACCUGACUCUACGCAGCGCCGCCAGUUUUGGCUCCUUUCACCUGAUCCGCUUGCUGUAUGAUGAGUACAUGUACUACCUGAUAGAGCACAGGGUGGCCCAGGCUAAAGGAGAGACACCCAUUGCUGUCAUGGGAGAAUUUGCCAGCACUGUCAAGAGAAGAACCUCUCCAGACAUGGAAAAAGAAGAAGAAGAAGAGGACGAGGAAGAGGAGAGUGAAGACGAGAGCGGCGACCUCGUGCUGCAGUCCAGCUCUCUGAGCGCGGUCGACGAGGAGUCGAUGGAACCGCCCGCCAAGCAGCCCAGGGCAACUCUAAAUCUGCACACAGCUUAGCCAGUGAUCUGAAUAACUAACAGGCUCCACUUCAUGCCCAUGUUUGCUUUGAGUUUAACAUCAUAUCAUCGCGUUCUGUCGAGAUGUUUGACGUAGAGUCUGUGGCCGUUUGGUGCGUGUGAUGAAACUGGGAGAACCCUUUGCCAAUUAUGUAUGUUCUGCUUUUUUUUUUGCUGCCAUUCUUUUUUCUCUUGGCCUUCACCUGAUCAUUUACAAUCCUUCCCUGUGCCUUCCCUGUGUGUGUGUAGUGGCUCUGCGUCAGUAUCCACUCCUGGCCAGCCUCAGCUGUACAGUAUAGACAGUGUGUUCUGGCCUCCCUGCUGCCCGGCCUUAACCUCUGACCUGAUUCUGUGGAGAGAUGAGAAGACUGCAGCAGUUUCCUUUGUAAAACGUCUAAACUCCAAACUAUCUUACAUUGCCUUUAAAGCAAUGAACUAUGCAGGGGAGCUGGACUUUAUUGGACAGCACAGUCCGAAUUAUGAUUUAUAUGUUUUUUUUUAGUCUCAGAGUAGCAUCUGGUAUGAUACUGCAAUUUUGUGAUUUACAGCUAUUUGUGGAUGCCAUAUUUGACUUUGUGGUUUUUGGUUCAUUUUGGCCAACUAACUGAUACCCUGUGCCUUUGCGAGAUUAAUAGCCUGGAAAAAAAGAAAGAAAAAAGCUUGUAUUCUAUAUAUUCAGUAUCGGUGGAUUAUUAAAUGAAGGUCCUGUGAAGUGGCUUUGGUGUUGUCAUGAGCUUUUGUGGGCUGUUUAGAAAAGAAACCAAGAUUUUUGAUGGUUGAGCUUUGUUGUGAUGAGUCCACCCAGUUUGCUUUUCAUUCAUCCUUCCAUCCAUCCCUCCAUCCAAGCCACAGUUUUUGUAGUGUAAAAGUAGAUGUUUAUUUUCUGGGUUUCUAUGUUGAAUAUAUUACAGAUAAUCUAUCUUAUGUACCUUUUGUGAAUGCUGUCAAAUAUGUAGACUGUUUGUAUGUUGUUGAACCAUCACUGCCUUAAGAAACAUGUCGUGCUGUGUCCACCAUCCAGAGUAUUGAGCUAUAUUUUUAUUGUGAUGAUUAUGGACCAAGCAUGUAAAUAUGGUGGUUGGCUUUCUAAAAUGACCUUUUCUAAAGAGCACAUGCUCAACCAGCAGCUUCACGCGUAGGCAGGAGCCGAUGUUGAUUUUAUGAAGCGUUGGAUUUGUAGAAAAGAUGAUAGUCAUUGGGAGACUGUAGGAAGACCUGAUUUUAAGAUCCCACCAAAGAGCACUGAAUAGGAAAAAAGGUAUAUUUACAUUUACUCAUAGUGACGGUAGACGACUAAACCUGCCAGGAAAAUUGAAAUCAACUGCUAACUCAACAAUUAUGUGACUUGGAUAGUGUCCCUUGUUUGUGCUGCAGAAUAUUUUAUAAACGAGGGCCUCUUGCUGUUUCCUAAAGACCUUUGUACUCAAACCUGUGAUCAAUAUUGUAGCUUUAUUCUCACUGUUAACUAAAAAGAUGUGAUUGCUCUCAA
Molecule: messenger RNA, 4210 nt
Organism: Limanda limanda (common dab)
Lineage: Eukaryota; Metazoa; Chordata; Actinopteri; Pleuronectiformes; Pleuronectidae
Gene: rfx1b
Product: regulatory factor X, 1b (influences HLA class II expression)
Exons: 18
Coding region: 209-2722 (837 amino acids)
Biological process (GO): regulation of transcription by RNA polymerase II
Cellular component (GO): nucleus
Molecular function (GO): DNA-binding transcription factor activity, RNA polymerase II-specific; RNA polymerase II cis-regulatory region sequence-specific DNA binding
Source: RefSeq, a predicted model, not a curated record